Molecule: messenger RNA, 3899 nt
Organism: Corythoichthys intestinalis (scribbled pipefish)
Lineage: Eukaryota; Metazoa; Chordata; Actinopteri; Syngnathiformes; Syngnathidae
Gene: dpys
Product: dihydropyrimidinase
Exons: 10
Coding region: 110-1606 (498 amino acids)
Biological process (GO): pyrimidine nucleobase catabolic process
Cellular component (GO): cytoplasm
Molecular function (GO): dihydropyrimidinase activity
Source: RefSeq, a predicted model, not a curated record
AAAAGAGUAAACCGCCUACUGCUGUCUCCCAGCAAGACACUAUUGGAAAUAGUACAAUAUCUAUUUGAAGCACGAUCUGCUGCAGACAUUCAUCGUUUGCACAGCAAGGAUGGCGGAACCCCAUGGAAUCCUGAUAAAGGGAGGCAAAGUCGUGAAUGAAGAUGUCUCUGUGAUCAGUGACGUUUAUAUAGAAAAUGGGAAAAUAGCAGACGUUGGGCUGAAUCUUCAUGUUCCAGAUGGAGUGAGAGUCAUUGACGCUAGUGGUAAACUGGUGAUACCAGGUGGCAUUGACCCGCAUACACACAUGGAGCUGGCGUUCAUGGGCACCAGGUCUGUGGAUGACUUCCAUAUUGGAACACAGGCUGCCUUAGCAGGAGGGACCACAAUGAUUGUGGACUUUGUCAUCCCCCAAAAAGGCAAGUCUCUUGUGGAGGCCUACAACACUUGGCGCAAGGCGGCAGACAGCAAAGUGUGCUCUGACUACUCACUGCAUAUGGCUGUCACAUGGUGGAGUGACCAGGUGAAGCAAGAAAUGGAGGUUAUUGCCAAAGAGCGAGGAGUCAAUUCCUUCAAGAUGUUUAUGGCUUACAAAGGCUUGUACAUGCUGCAGGAUUCUGAACUCUAUGCUGCUUUUUCCCAAUGUAAGGCCAUUGGUGCAAUAGCUCAAGUGCAUGCAGAGAAUGGAGACCUGAUUGCUGAGGGGGCAAAGAAGAUGCUGUCAAUGGGCAUCACUGGACCUGAAGGUCAUGAACUAUGUAGGCCGGAGGAGGUCGAGGCUGAGGCCACCCAGAGAGCCAUCACCAUUGCCAGCGCUGUCAAUUGCCCUCUCUAUGUGGUACAUGUCAUGAGCAAAUCUGCAGCCAAGGUGGUCGGCGAUGCACGCAGAAAUGGGCAUGUGGUCUUUGGGGAGCCCAUUGCAGCUGGCCUGGGAACGGAUGGGACUCACUAUUGGCACAAGGACUGGGCCCAUGCAGCCUCAUUUGUCAUGGGACCUCCCCUUAGGCCUGAUCCCAGCACCCCUGGUUACCUCAUGGACCUGUUGGCCAAUGAUGACCUCAGCGUGACGGGCACUGACAACUGUACCUUCUCAGUUUGUCAGAAGGCACUCGGAAAAGACGACUUCACCAAGAUCCCGAAUGGGGUGAAUGGCGUGGAAGACAGGAUGUCCGUCAUUUGGGAGAAGGGAGUGCACAGUGGCAAAAUGGAUGAGAAUCGAUUUGUAGCUGUCACCAGCAGCAAUGCGGCGAAAAUAUUCAACUUCUACCCUCAAAAAGGCCGCAUCGCCAAGAAUUCAGAUGCUGAUGUGGUUAUUUGGGAUCCCAAGUUGACAAGAAAAAUUUCAGCCAAGACGCACCACCAGGCUGUGGACUACAACAUCUUUGAGGGCAUGGAGUGUCAUGGAGUAGCAGUGAUCACUAUUUCCAGGGGCAAAGUAGUCUACGAGGACGGACAGCUGAAGACAACGCCUGGCUCUGGCAGAUUUAUCCACAGAGAACCCUUUUCUGAGUAUGUCUACAAGCGAAUCAAGCAGAGGGACGAGGUGGGCCAACCUACAGCUGUGAUCAGAAAGCCAUAUGACGGAAAAGUCAUUUCUGUAAGCCACUAAAUGAAAGCCAGUUGAGUCUCCAGCUGUGUCUUUGCGCACACACCGUCAGUGGCUAAACAAGUCCACAUUUUCUCUAUGACAUAUGUAACAAUAGUUUAACAUUUAUAUGCAGUGCUGUAUAUCAUCAUUACGUGUUGUCAUUUUUAUUCAUCUAUACCAGGGGUCGGCAACCUGAAAUGUUGAAAGAGCCAUAUUGGACCAAAAAAAACAAACCUAAAUAAGCCAUAUAAUGAAGACAGCACAUGUUGUAUGUAUGCUAUCUAUAUUGGUUAUAUUAGCCUACUAUCAAAAUGACUGAGGUGGCUACAAAUAUGUAAUGAGCCUUCAUGAUUACCAUAUUUUCCACACUAUAAGGCGCACCUAAAAGCCUUCAAUUUUCUCAAAAGCCGAAUAUGCACCGUAUAAUCCAAUGCACCUUAAAUAUGGAUCAAUAUUGGUUAACCAUGGCAUGACAUUCCAUGCACAGCUCCAUCUAGUGGAUGCAUAACACAACCCCAACCACUAAUAAUAUAAAAGGUAUAUAAAAGAUGCGGCUUAUACGGAGAUGCGCCUUAUAGUGCAGGAAAUAUGGUAACGCCACGUUAGUACUCUCUUGUACGAUGCUGCCUCAACUUUAACUUCUUUACAAUAUUAACCCUUUAACACCUACGCCUAUUUUGCAUACCUUUGAUGUUGCCUUUAUAUUUCAAAGAAAAAAAUGUUCACAUUGGCCAGGUUGGGUCCCUUUUUUCAGGACACCUUGAACUUCAUGUCCAAACUGUUGUUUUCUUGACUGACCAAUUAUAAUAAACAUUUUAGACCCAAAAAGACAAAAAAAAAUCCCAAAAUCUUUUUUCAAAAUUUGUAAUGUUGAUGUUCCAUUGACAACCAAACAUGCUUGACCAACAGUUUUGAAACUUGAUAAUAUUUAUUCAACUUGUUAGGAUAAACAUUCAAUAGAAAAAAAUAAGAUUAAAUAAUUUUAUGUUUGACAAUUCAACACAAACAGCAGGUAGGUCAUAGGCGUUUUUGGCCUUUACACAUACUAUGGUCAAAACAGGUUAUACACAGUGCAAAAUAGUGAGAAAAAUAUACUGUAUAUAUGUAUAUAUAUCAUCUAACACAAAAGGGUUUGGAGGAUAUCUCUUUGUGAGGUUAGGUAUUGUACCCUUCAUCUUAUCAUAAGUAUAUACGUACAUCCAAUCAAGCUUCUCGAACACAUAUCUAUAUGAAAAAACGCAGGUGACUUGAAGUUCCGCUCUGAGACCCCCAAUUGGUCCAAAUUUCAAAAUUGUCAGAUAUGCACGUGUGAUACAUCAUUGGAAAGCUUAAAAUUUCAAUUUUCUGGGGGAAGAAAAAAUUUGGACAGGAGGGCAUUUAAAAAAAAAAAAAAAAAAAAAAAGUUUUUUAAACAGCAAAACCCUAUCUGGAGGUGAGAGCACCUGAGAGCAGAAUUACAGACGCCAUGCCUUUAAUGAGAUACUAUCACCUACUUACCUUGUUUCGAUCCAAAAACUCCAUGUCGUAUGUAUCACUGAGUGUCAAGACACAGCUGUGAAUGGCCACAGAUGGAUGUUUUAGGGAUUUUAUGGGUGAAACAUGGUAAUAUAACGAGGGUCGCGAUGCAGAAAUCGCAGACAUCAAGGAUUGUCUUUUUCAUAUAUUUACCCUUUUAAACUUUUUUUUUUUUUUUCCAAUUUUUCUUUGUUUGGAUCGAUUGUUUAUCAUCUAACAUAUUGGGGAAAAUGUGACAGUAACAAGAAAAAUACAAUUUAGCGAUAGUUAAGAGGUAGAUAUCCGUGACUUUUUUUACAGACGCCAUUUUUUUUCAAAUAUGGCUCAUCCUCUUCCUUGAGUUAAUGAAAUAAUGCAUUAGCUUACACUAAAUUUAGUUUUCUAUUAAUUACGCACCUAUCAAAGUUGGUCGCUCAAUCAAACCAGCCGUUGCUCGCUUCGCAUGCUUACCUUUCCUUAGUUGGCGUCUCGCUCGGCAAUUUAUUAAAACAUUUCAUAUUAGGUUCGUCUUUCUUGACCUCUUGGGAUAUGUAGUCUUUUGUGCUGCUUUCAGUUUUGAAAAAGGACAAGAAAUGAUGGAAAUAUGGAGAUAAACACAUGGUCCAUGCAGCGUUUUAAUGCAUAUUUAUGAGUUCAUUAAAACUAUAAAACUCAAAUGAUAUUAUAUUCCGUUUUACUUGGUCGAUUGACUUAAAAAAAAAAAACUGGUGUGGACAUCAACUUCCGCACUUUCAAAUGAGAGCAACAAGCGGCAUGUGGAUGACGUGAUUACAGCGUGACGAGGCUUCAAAGAUGAUAU